AUGUAAGUGUAAAAGAUACAUCCUUCUAACGCCGUUAAUUUACACAUAUCUCCAUUGACAAACGCAAAAUACCAAACUUACGUAAAACUCCAGGCAAUAUAUCAGGUAUUCCGCACACCUAUCCAAACUCUGAACAUAACGAAGUUCCCAAGAAAACAGGGAGAAAAGUAAGGAAGUUUUGUAUUAACUGUUGCAACUGAUUUAAAGUAAACAAAAUUGCAAAUAUUCUUUAAUCAGUGACGUACAAAUUUGAAAAGGUAAAUAGUAAGAAGGAAACAAAGGUUGAAAGUGACAAAUGAAUAAAGCGACCACUGGUUUAGUAUAAAGAAAUUUCGCAGACAUAGGAAACUACCACAAUGCAGCAAAAAUUGAACAUAAGCAGAUGGUGUACGUCAGCAACAGAUCAAGAAACAAACCCCGAUCUGGGAUUGGUACUAUCAAAGUAACAGACUGAACGAAAAACUGAUGGUUGGAAAAGAAGAAAAUUUACAGUACUCGUAUGGAGCGUCGAAUUUAGCGAUGACGACGUUAUUUGUUAUUCUUAGAUUAUCCAAGGACCAUGUUAGACUUUGAGACAGCGUUUCAAAUUAUCAUAGCGAUUUAUAUGUAAUAAAAUUCUUCCUCUGGAUAAAAAUGGCUAGUACGUUUCACCAGGUCCAGAGCAAACAAAAGCGUGCCUGCUGGAUGUUGGAUCUAGAAAGACUCCCGUAUAUUGUCACAUGACCAGUCAAGGGCUUGAUGCAUGCGGAGGAGGUGGAUGGACGCUGGUCAUGAAGAUCGAUGGCUCAAAGGUGUUUAAAGAUCAAUGUUUUCACAUCUAGCUUGGUUUGUCAUCACUUAAUUUUCAUUCUAAAGACAAAAUUACAGUGCAAGUCCAGAGUCAAGUUAAAGGGGUAAGACAGGAAAUCUGGUGAGGUUAGGUUUAAAAAUUGUUGAAUCAAUGAUGUAUCAACUCACUGUAAGCAGUAACAGACAAAGUAUGAGUAGGAUAAUAGGAGAUUGACAUAAUAAGGACUUACAGAGUUCAUUGCUGUUUUUUGUGUUCUCAAAAAACAUUUCACUACAAUUCUAAACUGUGGAGCAACAAAGUGGACUUCAGCCUUCCAGGAGGGAAGACUGGGUUGGACGCUCACGAGACCAAGUUACCGACUUAUUGGAACACGCCGUUUAACAAGAUCUGUCUUGCAAUGAAGAUAGGUCAGCAGUUCAAGUCUGUUGUCAUCAAUCAUCAAGCCAGAUCCAUGUAG
Molecule: messenger RNA, 1247 nt
Organism: Porites evermanni
Lineage: Eukaryota; Metazoa; Cnidaria; Anthozoa; Scleractinia; Poritidae
Source: the annotation of a GenBank genome assembly